CGUUUAGGCGCAGUCUGUUCGUGUUCGUCGCUAUAGCUUGACGCUUGCCGUUCGACAUUUGAAAUUCGCGCGGGAAAUUCGAAACAUCCCAAGUGACAAUCGAACUUUUUUAAAAGGAUAACAUCUCCGUUUUUUAUGUCCAGUGCUCGUUGUAAAAAUGGUUAGAUGAUAGUUUUAAUUUUUUUUCUUGGUUGUGCAUAUUCGCGCCCGUCGUCUAUAUUGACUUACUGACUAUUAUUUACGUUCUGGUCUCAUAAGGCUGUGUUUAGGUGUUAGUGUAAACAACAGCAAAGCUGCCAUGGCGAACAAAUUGUAUUUACUAUUAAUGGCGGCGCUGGGGUUGGUGUCAGCCUACAGAUAUCCAGACUUACCGCCAGGCCCGUACUGCGGGACGAUAGGGGCACAAUGUUGUUCAAACAGGCAAGACUCGUGUUCACACGCAAUUCUAGGCACGCUGUGUUACUGCGACCAGUUCUGUAAUCGAACGCUGUCACACGAUGAUUGCUGCCCAGACUACGAGGAGGUAUGCCUAGGCCUCCUCCCACCGCCCGAGAACAUCGGCGAGUCGUGCAAGGAGAACGGCAAGUCUUACUUCCCGCCAGAGAAGAUCAUGAGGGACUGCAACACUUGCAAAUGCGAGCCCAAGGCUCCCGGUAAAGCUGACUGGGUGUGCGAGGAGGACCCUUGCAUGAUGAGCACCGAAGUCAUUGACAACGUCAACCGAGGAGGAUACCGGUGGAGGGCGGCCAACUACACGCAGUUCUAUGGGAGGAAACUGAAGCAGGCAAUGGUAUAUAAACUUGGUACUCUCCCUCUCUCCGCUGAGACACGGCGCAUGGGUCCAAUACGUCACAACAAGGAUGUGUUCUACCCUAUGAACUUCGACGCCCGGGAUGCUUGGCCCGGCUACAUCUCGCCUAUUGUGGACCAGGAGUGGUGCGGUUCUGAUUGGGCAGUCGCGAUCGCUGGAGUUAUGUCUGAUAGAUUCGCUAUCCAGUCUAACGGCGCUGAGAACCUGAGGAUGAGCCCUCAGAGCUUGCUGUCCUGUAACAGGAGGAGUCAGCGGGGCUGCGACGGUGGCAACGUCGACGUUGCAUGGAACUUCGCCAAGAGUCAAGGAUUAGUGGACGAAGACUGCUACCCGUACGAAGGGAAGGCGAGCCCAUGCAGGCUGCGCAGUAAGGCCGGCCUCAUCGAGAACGGAUGUGUUCCACCGGCGUCUGUGCCUCAACGCACCUCCCGCUACAAGGUCGGACCGCCCGGCCGUUUACAGAAGGAAUAUGAUAUCAUGUACGAUAUCAUGCAAUCGGGACCUGUUCAUGCUAUCAUGACGGUGUAUCAGGACUUCUUCCACUACCGCGACGGCGUGUACCGCCGUUCCGGGUUCGGCAACAACCAACUGCAGGGAUUGCACAGUGUCAGGAUCAUCGGAUGGGGCGAAGAGCGCGGCGAGAAAUAUUGGCUGGUAGCGAACAGUUGGGGCGCCUGGUGGGGUGAGAACGGUUACUUUAAAAUAGCGAGGGGCGAAAACGAAUCGGGCAUCGAGUCCUUCGUGGUGACCAUCCUGUGUGACGUCACCGAGUCCUACAGGAAGAAAUAACAGAGGGAGCAACUCAUCACUCCCCUGUGCACCCGGACGAAAUACGUGAACACAAACAGGGGAGUCGUUCUUCUGAACGUCACGAGAGACUUUGGAUAGUUCGUCAUGACCAAAUUUUUCAAUGAUAGGUAGGGCGAUCGCUGACCAGUUGGCAGCUCUGUAGAUUUUGAUUACUUAAGUAUGUUUUUCUUUUGAUUCUCUUUCUUUUAUCGAUCGAAUCGAAAAUGCGUUCUGUGUGCCUUAGUACGAGUUUGGAUCAGUACCCUUAGCACGAACCAAAAUCGAAUUCGUAACGCUUGCAAACCGAAAUGUCAAUGUCAAAUUUUGUAUGAAAACUUGAACAGCAGCGGCACAAAGUACGUAAGGA
This is a messenger RNA of Chilo suppressalis (striped riceborer), 1967 nucleotides long. The record is from the annotation of a GenBank genome assembly. NCBI's taxonomy places the organism in Eukaryota, Metazoa, Arthropoda, Insecta, Lepidoptera, Crambidae.